Messenger RNA from Apiotrichum porosum, 1425 nucleotides. RefSeq lists its product as uncharacterized. Gene Ontology annotation, biological process: amino acid transmembrane transport. Lineage: Eukaryota; Fungi; Basidiomycota; Tremellomycetes; Trichosporonales; Trichosporonaceae. Gene Ontology annotation, cellular component: vacuolar membrane. Bases 1 to 1425 code for a protein of 474 amino acids. The transcript has 8 exons. Gene Ontology annotation, molecular function: amino acid transmembrane transporter activity. The record is from RefSeq and is a predicted model, not a curated record.
AUGUCCAACUUCCCCGACGAAAAGAAGUACCCAGCGGAGCUGGAUGUCCAAGUCAAGCCGGUAUCAGACCACGACCAAGAGAAUGAAAAUAAGGAUGCUGUCUUUGGCGCGAUUACGGAAGAUGGACCAAACUAUCGCAAUGUAGGGUGGAUUGGCACCACUGUCUUGCUCCUAAAAGCGCAGCUGGGACUGGGAGUGCUUAGUAUACCCUCAGUGCUGUCGACUCUGGGGUUAAUACCCGGUGUAAUCUCCAUUCUUGCGAUCAGCGCUUUCACCACAUGGUCAGAUUAUGUUAUCGGCACCUUCAAGCUUCGUCACAGAGAAAUCUACAAUCUGGCCGACGUGUUCAACCUCUGGUUUGGUCCUACGGGACGAGCUAUCGUUGGCGUGAUCUACUGCGUUUACAUGAUAUUCUGCGCAGGUUCUGGAAUGCUCUCGCUGUCCAUUGCGUUGAACGCCAUCUCCGUGCAUGGAGCAUGCACUGCGAUCUUUGUCGUUGUCGCGGCUGUCGCAGUGUGUUUCAUCUCCAGCAUCCAGACCCUCGGCAAGAUUCAAUUACUAGGCUACAUUGGCGUUGCUAGCAUCGUGGUUGCUCUGCUCACCUUGACGGUCGCUGUUGGCGUCCAAGAGCGUCCUUCUGCUGCCCCUCAGACCGGCCCCUGGGACAAGAAAUUCGUCCUCUUUGGCGACCCCACCUUUGCCGAAGCAUCCAGCUCACUGGCCGCCCUCGUAUUUGCAUUCUGUGGCACCCCCGGGUUCUUUGGCAUCAUCUCCGAGAUGAGAGACCCCCGCCUGUAUACUCGCGCGGUCUGCAUCUGCCAGUCUUUCCUGACCGCCAUGUAUAUUACGGUGGGCGUGGUCGUGUACUACUUCUGCGGCCAGUACGUCGCAUCACCGGCCCUGGGCAGCGCGGGCCCACUGCUGAAGAAGAUAUGCUAUGGGAUCGCCAUUCCCGCCCUGGCCGUCAGUUCGCUCAUCGUCACCCAUCUUCCCGCAAAGUUCCUUUUUGUGACCUUCAUGCGUGACUCGCCGCAUCUUAACAAGAACACUCCCAAACACUGGAUUGUUUGGCUUGGGUGCGUCAUUGGUUGCACCCUCAUCUCCUACGUUAUCGCCAGUGCCAUUCCCGUAUUUGGUGGUCUUAUCAGCCUCAUUGGCGCACUGUUCGGCACGUUCAUGUCCAUGCAACCCUACGUGGCUGACCUGUUUCGGGCUUUCAUGUGGUUCUACGACAACUGGCACCUGAGGAAGAAUGCCACGCUGCAAUGGCGUGCCCUCGCUGCUUGGAAUGUACUCCUCGUCGUCGCUGGCACAUUCCUCAUGGUUUGCGGCACCUAUGGGUCCAUCAUGGACAUUAUCACCUCGUACAAGGCCUCAGGAGGCUCCGCUGCGUGGUCGUGUGCCGACAACUCCAACUCUGUGUAA